AUGGCAGCAAAAGAUAGAGGACCUGUGGCAUACCACUCUGGCAAUAUCUUCACGGCAAGCAAUCAUGGAGACCGCGUCGACGCAUUCAUAGUCUCACCAAGCGGCCAGUUUACAGCCGUCGGAACCAACAGUGACAUUCUAGACAUUGCACGCCGCGAGAAUCUUCCCACAUUUGACCUGCAGUCGCGCUUUGUGAUGCCGGGUAUUCACGAUGCCCAUGUCCAUAUUCUUGUUGCAGGGCUCUCUCGUCUCUCCAAUCUGAAGCCUGGGUUCGACGCCACCACGUCCAAUAUCGCUGAGAGGCUCAAGUCGCCGUCGUGCGCCUGUGAACACGCCCAUGCAUAUGGAGACUGGAUCGUUGGGGACCUCUACCGCAUUGAGGAUUUUGAUCGAGAAGCCCUGGACCGUGAAUUCCCCGAUACUCCAGUCCUUUUGCGGGGAGGGGCAGGUCAUGCAAUGUUCCUCAAUACCGCCGCCCUGGAAAGAUCGGGAUACAGCCUCACAGAACCUGACGGGCCACACAGCCAUUUCUUCCGCCGCGCAGAUGGCACCUUGACUGGUGAAAUGACCGAGCUAGCCAUGACUAAGGCAGCACUCGCGAUGCCGAAACCAGAAAUGGCACACAUCAAACGCAGUAUUCUGCACGCAGUGAAGCUGCUUCACUCGGUAGGAGUGACCAGUUUCCAAGAAGCGGCGUCGAAUACUCUCAUCCUCAAAGCACUAGGGGAGCUCGAUGCUACUGAGGAGCUGAAAGUGGACGUGCAAACGCACAUCGUAUACAAGCCAGAGCAGCUUGCGGAAGAAUGUCUCGAAACCCUGCACAAGACGCUUGAUCAGGCGGACAGUUUACGGUCUCAACAUGUCCAGACCAAUUUCGUCAAAUUCAUGCUGGAUGGUGUCCCACUGCAUCCGUACUACACGCACGCCGGUCUCACUGAGUCUGGAGCGAUUGAAGAGACCAAGAUACAGAUCGACGACCUGGCUGAAGCCGUCUCGAAGUUGGAUGCGAGGGGCAUGACAUUCAAGGGCCGAGGCAUGAAAUUGCGCAUUGCAGCGGUGUGCAUGAUGGCAGAUGAUUAUCCACGCUUCCGGCAGCUAAAUGUCACCGCCGAGAUGUCUCCUUCAAUGUUCUUCGUUCAUCCGCUCACUACCAUGUCCAAUGGCCUGAUGGACUGGAGCUGGGGGAAGAUGAUCAAAAACGGAGCUCAUCUGACGGUUGGAAGUGACUGGGCCUUCCAAGACCCGUCCCUCCUACCUGCUUGCGCUCUGAUUGCGGACAGUGUCGCAGCUGCACUGCCAGCCACGGAGGCCGUGACAAUUACAGCUGCAGAAGCGAUCUGUAAGAUGCUAACCGUCGCAGGUGCGAUAGCAACGGGCCGAGAAGACAAGACUGGAACCAUUGAGGUUGGAAAGAAAGCCAACUUCAUAAUGAUCGACCGUGACCUGAGCAAAGGUGAAUUCGAUGGAGCUCAGGUCCUGGGCACUUGGUUUGAAGGCGAGAGAGUUUAUGAGCGCCCUUGA
This is a messenger RNA of Fonsecaea nubica, 1521 nucleotides long. RefSeq lists its product as hypothetical. Bases 1 to 1521 code for a protein of 506 amino acids. Lineage: Eukaryota; Fungi; Ascomycota; Eurotiomycetes; Chaetothyriales; Herpotrichiellaceae. Gene Ontology annotation, molecular function: hydrolase activity, acting on carbon-nitrogen (but not peptide) bonds. The transcript has 3 exons. The record is from RefSeq and is a predicted model, not a curated record.